Molecule: messenger RNA, 3039 nt
Organism: Erpetoichthys calabaricus (reedfish)
Lineage: Eukaryota; Metazoa; Chordata; Cladistia; Polypteriformes; Polypteridae
Gene: slc48a1a
Product: solute carrier family 48 member 1a
Exons: 3
Coding region: 439-873 (144 amino acids)
Biological process (GO): heme transport
Cellular component (GO): plasma membrane; lysosomal membrane
Molecular function (GO): heme transmembrane transporter activity; heme binding
Source: RefSeq, a predicted model, not a curated record
ACACUUCUUUCUCUUUGCAAGGCAUUGCAGCGACUACCCUAACUAUGGCGCCCACCCCGAGGUCGAAGCUUCUCAUCUAAACAAACCAGGGGGCUCCUGGAUCGUUGUCUCUGCCCUCGAAAGGCGGGACCACAUUUAUAAGCAAAUCAACGAGUACCUCCUCCGCUAAGACCUUCCCCCCGUUGGGCGGAGCUGCACCUCUCCGUUAACUGCUGUACAGUGUCUGAUUCUGCACCUCCUACUGCUUCGCCGGAGGCUUCGUGACAGGCGGAGGUCGAUCUUACUGUGCAGGCAGAUCUUAUCCUCUCGGCUGGCGAGCCAAGCUGUACCGGGCCGGAAGGGUGGACAUCCCGCAUACACCCUUGCAGUUAUUAUUUCGCGUCCCUGACAUCACUUGACUCCAGCACACCCAUCUGUUUUUUGAGGAGAUCUUCCCCCAUGGGAUUUAACCGGAGGUACCUGAGCGUUGGAUAUGCCGCCGUGGGAAUAGCGGUGGGCUUCUCCGCCUUCCUCGCCUGGAACAUAGCCUUCAAACAGCCGUGGACAGCAGCGAUGGGGGGCUUGUCAGGGGUCCUGGCUCUGUGGGCACUGAUCACACACAUCAUGUAUAUCCAGGAUUACUGGCGAACAUGGCUGAAGGGCCUCAAGUUCUUCUUCUUCAUCGGGGUUCUGUUUUCUGUCUUUGCUGUGGUGGCCUUCAUCAGCUUCCUCACUAUUGCCAUCACCAAGCACCAGAGAAUUACAGAUCCAGCAAGCUACUACCUGUCUUGUGUGUGGAGCUUCAUCUCCCUGAAAUGGUCCUUCCUCCUGGCACUCUAUGCCCAUCGGUAUCGCAAGGAGUUUGCUGACAUCAGCAUCCUGAGUGACUUCUGAACGUUUACUAUUUUUUGGAAAGUGACAGCCCCCCCGCCACACCAAGAGGCAUAAGCUGUCAAAUUGGAGAAGGUGAUUGGACUGGCAGCAGAUUUAAUUCUUUUACGUACUUUAAGGUUUUUAAACAGCACGAACAGUAGCAGGUGCCAUCACUCUGUGGAGGUGGGCACAGGAGGCACAAGCAAUGGCAUGAGACUGAGUAAGGACAGAACUGAAGAGCACUAGGUGGUGCCAUGGUGGAUCUGUUCAGUUUCACUUUGCUCCUCCAGUCCUAGUCUAGACAUCUCUUCCCUUUUCGUGUCACCAUAAUUGACAUUAUAAACCUCAUUUUGCUGUCACCCCCAUUGAGAUUGUGCAGAGAGGUCCAUAUGGGAGGGGGGGGUCAGAUCAACCAGCUCCUGAACCCAGAAGACACGUUUGAUAUUGUAUUCUAACAUUUGCAUAUCUAUAUCAAGAAGCCAGCUGGAACUUCAAAUCCAAAUGAAAAUCCAGAAUCCUCAAUUUCCAUGGAACCAACGCCAAGAUAGAGAAUAACAGUAAUGGCGACCAAAUGUUUACAAAAUUUGAUUCCCUUGUCUUCUGACAGAGAUCAAGGAACCUGUGUAACCCCGUCUUGCCCAAAAUCCUGACUAAUGAGGACAAUGAGAAAAAUGGCAGCAGAAUGUUACCUUAAGUACUUUUCAGAUGGAUUACUAAAAAACAAAAUGGGAAGGAUUCCAGCCUGGGUCAGGCAGAUGCUCUGCUAUUCCCAGUAUGGACAUUUGGUCUUCUAUGUAUCCAGCAAGGGGCGCUAUUGGGAAUCAUCCAGUUUGAUCCAAUACACAUGAAGUAGAAACAGAAGCUUAUUAAAAUACACUCCUCCUCCUCACCCCACCCACUACAGACAGAAAAGCAGUGAGUGGGUGGGGCUAGGCUAAUGAGCUGGAACCUCAUAAGCCACUCCCCUUUUUUUUUUUUCAGUCUUUAGUGGGUGGGGAUAGGCUAAUGAGCUGUAACCUCACAAGCCACUCCCUUUUUCCCAGUCUUUAGUGGGUGGGGAUAUGCUAAUGCGCUGUAACCUCACAAGCCACUCUCUUUUUUUCAGUCUUUAGUGGGUGGGGACUGUAAAGGCUUAUAAGGGAUUUAAGAAUUGAGACAAGGCCAUCAGGCACUGUGAUGCUUACUUUAUAUGAAAGUUGCAUAACCAGAGAUCCUACAUUUUCAUUUUGUAGGAAUUUCAAAAAUGGAUCAUCAUCAGAAUUAAUGUAGAACCAGUUUGAAAAAGUAGGCCCCAGGGUCAUGUGUCUAUUUUCAUAAUCCAUUAAAGGACAUGGGUUCAAACCCUGGCUUCAUUUCUUUGUAAAACUUGCACAUUCUCCCCAUUUUAGGGCAACUUACAUUACUAACUGGCACUGCGUGAUUCUACCGUGCCGCCAUGUCUAGACUUGGUCCCUGCAUUUUGUACCGUGUUGCCAGAAUAAGCUUCAAAUUUUUGUGAUCAUGAAAAAUUAAAGGAAACCCUUGCUGGCUGGAUAGUGGUCCACGAUAUUCAUGGGGUGUCGUUUACAUUUCAUGUUUCAGUGUAGAAAUACCCGUCUUAAUUUGGGCAUCACAAUGGCAGUCCCACAAGGAUCCUGCCUGUAAUGCUGGCAAUAGGAUGAGUGGUUCAAAAUAACCAGGCUGCACAGCAUGAAGGGCGUGUAGAUUUGGUAGCUUGUUUGAUUGAUGCCCGUACCUUGGCAGAGGAAUUUGUAAUGACUGUAUGUUUAGCAGAGGCCUCCAUCCAAGGGGCUUUACAAGUUACAGUUGGACCCAAGCAAAUAGAGGUCACAUAGGAGGACUGAUAUGGCAGCCUUAAGGUGUUUCAGUCCAAAGCCCUAAGCACUAAUUCAUAAAGUCUGGCAACUCCCCAAUUCUGUGGAUAAUGAGAGAGCAGUCGGGUACAAGUGAAGGGGGUAUCUUCCAAAAAAAAAAGUUUUCUUCCAUCACUGUGAAAGGCGCUAUAUAAACCUGAGAUUAAAAAUGCAGCCAACAUAAAGAUCUGGCUGUUCAUUUGUAUUAUUGUAUACUCUCUGAAGUAAGGAUAAUGUCUUUAUGAACUUUGUGUUUUUUUGCCCAUUAAAGUGAUAUUUUUAAAAUUCCAACAACUGGAAAUUUUAAAUAAAAAGAAAAUACUAAUCAGUCAAA